This is a messenger RNA of Phaeoacremonium minimum UCRPA7, 1113 nucleotides long. Its product is annotated as putative fad binding protein. The transcript has 3 exons. Gene Ontology annotation, cellular component: cytoplasm. Lineage: Eukaryota; Fungi; Ascomycota; Sordariomycetes; Togniniales; Togniniaceae. The coding region runs from base 1 to 1113 and encodes 370 amino acids. The record is from RefSeq and is a predicted model, not a curated record. Gene Ontology annotation, molecular function: flavin adenine dinucleotide binding; electron-transferring-flavoprotein dehydrogenase activity.
AUGACUAAGACAGUCGUAGUCCUCGGCGGCUCAUAUGCUGGCCUUCACAUCGCACAUUAUCUGUUGAAGAACGCCAGUGACAUAAAGGUGGUCCUGGUCUCUAAAAACAGCCACUUCUUCUGGAACCUGGCCACCGUCCGCGCCAUCGUGCCGGGCCAGAUCAAGGAUGAGACGAUCUUCCAGUCGCUCGAGAAGGCGCUGCAGCGGUACCCGGACGAGAGCUACGAGCUGAUCGUCGGGUCCGCCGAGAAGGUCGACUUCGGCGCCAAGACGGUGCUGGUGAGCGCGGCCGCCGGCGGGGAGCGCACCCUGAGCUACGACCACCUGGUGCUGGCCACGGGCUCGCGCAACCCCUCGCCCGACGUGCCCUGGAAGGCGGCCGGCUCGUACGAGGAGGCCGUCAAGACGCUGCACGCCACGGCCGACAAGGUCAAGGCCGCCAAGCACAUCGUCGUGGCCGGCGCAGGCGCCACGGGCGUGGAGGUCGCCGGCGAGCUGGGCUACGAGUAUGGCAAGGGCGACAAGGAGGUUAUCCUGCUGUCGGCUGAGAAGGAGAUCAUGGGCGGGGACAUCGUGGCGCCCGCCGCGCGCAACGAGCUGACCAAGCUGGGCGUCAAGAUCCGCGGCGAGGCCAAGGUUACGGGGACCAAGAAGCUCGAGAACGGCAAGACGGAGAUCAGCCUUGCGAACGGCGAGACCAUCACCACGGACCUGUACCUGCCGACCAUGGGCCUGGUUCCCAACUCGGAGUACAUCGACGCCAAGUACUUGAACGAGAAGAAGAAUGUGGUCGUUGACGAGUUCUUCAACGUCAAGAACACAAAGGAUGUCUGGGCGGCGGGCGAUAUUGUUGGAUCCCCCCGGUGUGGCUUCAUGAUCACUCAGAAACAUGCUGCUGGCGUUGGCAAGAAUAUUGUGGCUGCCCUGAGCGGGAAGCCGCCCGUGGUGGUCAAGGGUCCCCCUAUUGACAUCCUCGCUUGCGCCGUUGGUCGUGGCCGAGGCGCCGGCAGGAUGGGCUCCUUCAAGAUGUUCUCCAUCAUGAUCUGGCUCGCAAAGGGGCGAACUCUGGCGACACAGAUGGUUCCUGGCUACAUCGACGGUAGUGUGGCCUAA